UCUCUCUCUCUCUCCUUAAUUCUCACUCUCAUCACAAGAUGAACAACAUUGCAGCAUUGCUCCUACUCACCCUCUUUCUCACAUCCUCCAUUGUUGACGCCGCAAUUGCAGAUUCAAGCAACUGCGAUGAGAAGUGUGGGGUGCGGUGCGCACAGGCAUUCCUCAAAGACCGGUGCUUGAAUUACUGUGGAAUCUGCUGCACGGAGUGCAAAUGCGUGCCCUCUGGAACCUACGGGAACCAGGACGAGUGCCCUUGCUAUAGAGACAAGACCAACUCCAAGGGCAAACUUAAAUGCCCUUGAACAAAUAUUUUUGUAUUCACAAUAUAUAUCAUUUCAUCGUUGUUGUUUUUAUUAUGAUUAUGCAUGAUUUUAUGAAAUAAUUUGAGUUGUGCGAA
Molecule: messenger RNA, 397 nt
Organism: Salvia hispanica
Lineage: Eukaryota; Viridiplantae; Streptophyta; Magnoliopsida; Lamiales; Lamiaceae
Product: peamaclein-like
Source: RefSeq, a predicted model, not a curated record